UUUCAGCCACCAAAGUCUAUCCGAUGGUUCGACAAAUCAGUUUACAACUACAGCAUCCCGUACAACGAGAGUUGCGCAUUGGGAUACAGCGAAGACUGUCUUUACCUGUCUAUUUACACUCCCAUUAUACAGGACAUUAAAUACUUCCCCGUCGUGGUAUGGGUCCAUGAAUACUCCCAUGCGCAUGGGCCAGACUUUUUCAUUAACGAAGACGUUCUCGUAGUGACAGUCUCGUUUCGAACGUCAAUUUUUGGUUUCCUGAACACCGGGGAUAGUUUCGCCGAAGGGAACAUGGGAGCGAAAGAUCUGAUAGCCGCUUUGAAAUGGAUCCGAGAAUACAUUACUUAUUUUAAUGGAGAUUUAAAUAGAGUAACUGUUUUUGGGUCGGAAACAACCGCUCCUAUAGUGGCCUCGCUCCUGCUGUCCGCUGCCGGAGAAGACCUCUUCAACAGAGUAAUAGUACAAAGCGGCAGUGCUCUAUCCCCAGCAGAUUACAGAACAUACAAUUUCGAAGUUUCGAACAAAUUAUACUGGAACCUACACGGACCGUUCGAAAAAUUUAACAGAACAAAUCUAUAUGAGUUGCUUUCUAAAAGUUCGACAAAACAGUUGUUAGCAGCUAGUCGUGAUCUAUUCGACAGCACCGAAGUCAGAGACAAUCAAAGGUUAAUAAACGCCUUCUCCCCAACCGUCGAAGCAUCAGCCAGAGGCGCCUUUAUGAACAAAUUCCCCUUAGAAGUAUACGACCGAAAGAUCACUAAUAACGCCGUCGAAGUUAUGUUGGGAUAUACAAACUUAGACUCUCUGCACAAACUGGACGGUUUCGUCACGAACAGGAAACUUCUAAAGUAUUUAAAUUAUAACUUUCAGUAUUUAUUACCAUUCGAGGGAAGGAAGGACGAAUACGGAUCGAAACUGUACAAGAAGAUUAGGAGGAAAAUAAUGGAUUUCUAUUUCGUUAAUGGAACGGUCGGGGAGAGGAGUCUGAGGCGGUACGCGAAAUAUGUGUCGGACCAAGUGAUUUAUCCGAUACUCCGUCAAGCGAGCCUGCACGCCCAAGUAUCAUGUAAUCAUGUUUACUUGUACCGUUUCACCUUUAGAAGUUCGUUCAACAUCGUGUGGAACACGUUGCUUCGUAAUUUAAACCUGAGUGGGGCGACGGCGGGUGACGAAAUCUGUUACCAAUUCAAAUGUAAAUCUUUGAGCGGGGCCUACAAUAUCAGCGAGGAUUCUAAUGAAAGGCACUUCAUUAGGAAGAUGGCGCGGCUAUUGGCGAAUUUCGUUAAGCACGGGUAAGGUUAAUGCAGAUUAAAUAUUUGCUUAUACACCUCUCUUCGUCGGAUUAUGAAUUUUAAUUUAAGUGGUUGUGGUUCUUGAUUCCGAGUUGUUUUGUAAUUGUUUUGUCAGUUUACUGUAAGCUAUUUGCUUUGAUGGUAUUAAAAGAUUGUGAAGUUACCUGCGCUGAGGUAUUUUGGUCGGAAUUAAGUUUCGUCUGGUAUUUUAAUAUUAAAAUUUGUUUGUAAGAGGCUUUUGAAUUAUUUUCGUUCUUUUAAACCGCUUGGUGUGAUUCUGAAUUAAAUGAAAAGAGCUUUUGACUAAAUGAACUCCGCAUAAUAACAUAUGUAUGUUAAGCUAUUAGUUAUCGGCAAUAGAAUUAUUCGAAAGCAGUUUUGUUUUAAGAGUGCUGUUUCAAACUACAUGAUAUUUUUUCCACAUUAA
Messenger RNA from Trichoplusia ni (cabbage looper), 1719 nucleotides. RefSeq names its product esterase E4-like. The transcript has a single exon. NCBI's taxonomy places the organism in Eukaryota, Metazoa, Arthropoda, Insecta, Lepidoptera, Noctuidae. The record is from RefSeq and is a predicted model, not a curated record. The annotation marks the transcript as partial.